GUAAAGCAGUUCCAUCACCGACUGCUCAACAGAUCAACCAUCGCUCGCCCCGAACGACAAUCAUGAAGCUUAUUGUGUUUGCCACUUUGAUUGCCAUCACGUUGGCCGCUUACGAACCUGUCGUUUCCAUUAAGGAUGUUCCUGAAGCUGAACCCGUCGUUGUUCCACAGCCGUACAGUUUCGGAUAUAACGUCAAGGAUGAUGAGACUUUCAACGACUUCUAUCACGCCGAGAACGCUGACGGGAACGUAGUUACAGGCUCUUAUCGUGUUGCUCUUCCCGACGGCCGUACACAGAUCGUCACCUACAAAGCCGAUAAGGACGGAUACACUGCUGAUGUCAGAUUCGAAGGUGAAGCCAAAUAUCCCGAAUUCGUGGAACAAAAAGUUCAAAAGAGUUACUAAGGUGGCAUCGUAUUCUAUCUGGAAUAAUUGGGACUGUCGGUACAUAAUCAAGGGGUAAUAUAUUAUUCAAUACACAUAUUCGUACAGCA
Messenger RNA from Daphnia carinata, 493 nucleotides. Its product is annotated as pro-resilin-like. Gene Ontology annotation, cellular component: extracellular matrix. The record is from RefSeq and is a predicted model, not a curated record. The transcript is spliced from 3 exons. Bases 63 to 404 code for a protein of 113 amino acids. NCBI's taxonomy places the organism in Eukaryota, Metazoa, Arthropoda, Branchiopoda, Diplostraca, Daphniidae.